Molecule: messenger RNA, 1845 nt
Organism: Populus nigra (black poplar)
Lineage: Eukaryota; Viridiplantae; Streptophyta; Magnoliopsida; Malpighiales; Salicaceae
Product: pentatricopeptide repeat-containing protein At1g09220, mitochondrial
Exons: 1
Coding region: 45-1601 (518 amino acids)
Biological process (GO): RNA modification
Molecular function (GO): RNA binding; protein binding
Source: RefSeq, a predicted model, not a curated record
CGGCUAAACCAAAGAAAAUGAAAAGGCCGCAGCACUAAUGAGAGAUGACUACAUGUAUGCAUGCAAGUUGUGGAAAGCCAAGGCAUCUUGCAAGUAUGCUUAGGUUGACAAGGCCAUGCUUUGUUUACUUCACAAACAAAACAAUAGCAAGAACAGCAAAAACAUCCCUUUUUUUUCUAACCUCACAAAGGUUGUUUACAACAAUCAAACAAGAACAAAAACUAAACCACUUGCUCUCUCUGUUACUCCAGAACCCAACAAAAACCCACCAACCAACCCUACAAGUCCACUCAUUUCUACUAUCCACUGGCUUAUUAAGCCAUUCAAUUCUGCUCUUCAACACCCUGCUUAGACUCUAUUCUUUUGGUGAUCAGCCCCACCUAGCUUUCUUGCUCUACAAACAGCUGCAAGAAGUUUACUUUCACUCUUCUUCAUUGCCUCCCCCUUCAUUUGAUAGCUUUACUUACUUUUUCCUCGUAAAUACUAGCACUAACUGUUCUUGUCCAAUUCUUGGAACUCAGUUUCAUAGUCGUAUAUUCAAAGUGGGUUUUCAAUAUCAUGUUUAUGUACAAACUGCGCUUUUGAAUUUGUACUUAUCUAGUGGGGUUUUAGGUGAUGCUAUGAUUUUGUUUGAUGAAAUGCCCAAGAGAAAUGUGGUUACUUGGAAUGUGAUGAUUACUGGGCUGGUUAAAUGGGGUAAACUUGAAUUUGCAAGUUCUCUCUUUGAUGAGAUGCCUGAAAAGAAUGUUGUUUCAUGGACUGGAAUAAUUGAUGGGUAUAUCAGAAACAACAGGUAUAGUGAGGGUUUAUCUUUGUUUCGAAGAAUGGUUGUGUGUGAGGGUAUAAAGCCUACUGAAAUAACUAUUCUUGCAAUUCUACCGGCUAUUUCUAAUAUGGGGGAGUUAAAAUCUUGCAGCUUGAUCCAUGGUUAUGCAGAGAAAAGAGGAUUUAAUGCCUUUGAUAUACGUGUUGUUAAUUCGAUUAUAGAUUGUUAUUCGAAAUGUGGUUGCAUAGCGAGUGCCUUUAAGUUUUUUGAGGAUAUUUCGGUGGAGAGGAAGAAUUUGGUAUCAUGGACAUCCAUCAUUUCCGGGUUUGCAAUGCAUGGGAUGUGGAAGGAAGCGGUGGAAUAUUUUGAAAGGAUGGAGAAAGCAGGUUUGAAGCCAAAUAGAGUGACAUUCUUGAGUGUUUUGAAUGCUUGUAGCCAUGGCGGAUUGGUUGAUGAGGGGCUUAGGUGUUUUUACAAGAUGGUGAAUGAGCAUGGAGUUUUGCCUGAUAUUAAGCAUUAUGGGUGUGUAGUAGACAUGUUGGGGAGGACAGGGAGGCUAGAAGAAGCAGAGAAGAUGGCUUUAGAGAUUCCUAGUGAGAUUGUUAAUGUUGUGAUUUGGAGGACCCUGUUGGGUGCAUGUAGCUUUCAUGGUAAUGUUGAGAUGGGUGAGAGGGUUACAAGGAAGAUAAUGGAGAUAGAGAGAGGAUACGGAGGUGACUAUGUGCUUAUGUAUAACAUCUUUGCUGGUGCUGGACGGUAUGAGGAUGCUGAGAGGUUGAGAAAACUGAUGAACAAGAGAAAUGCCUUUAAACUUCCUGGAAAUAGUUUGGUGUGAAUGAUCGGAGAGCCAGGUGGAUCUAGAGUCUAGUGAGAAUGUCUUUUGGUUUGCAUGUAUUGAUGCCAAGGAAACUGCUAACAGCUCACAAGUGUUUUAACAGGCCAAACUGAGAUCUUUACAUAAAGUUUUUUUAACAUCUCUCGGAAGCCUAAUUCUUGUUGUUUAAUGGUUGUUCGGUGAUAUUUUUUUCAAAACUAUUCCAUAAAAUGGGGAUGAUAUACAUGAACAAGCAUGAAACAUA